Molecule: messenger RNA, 353 nt
Organism: Ictidomys tridecemlineatus (thirteen-lined ground squirrel)
Lineage: Eukaryota; Metazoa; Chordata; Mammalia; Rodentia; Sciuridae
Source: RefSeq, a predicted model, not a curated record
GUUGCUUGGACUUGCUCUACUCUGAAUCAAGAAGAGCAGUGCACCAUUUGGAAAUGAGCACCCUUGGCAAGAAGGCGUGGUGGACCUUACCUGAAAACUUUCAUUCUCCACUGGUACUUUACAUGGAAGAAGACCUAGAGAAGCACAUAUUUGGUCAAGGAGAUGAAUACCUUCAUAGUAUUGAGGUGCAUAGCCACACUCUCAUUCAGCUGGAGCCAUGGUUCACAGCCACAGGCCAGACUCGAGUUAUAGUGGUUGGACCACCUAGAGCAAGAAAGUGGCUGCUGAGUAUGAUCCGGAGUUUGGGGAGCCGGGAUUGGUGCUGUCAGGACCAAGGUAGGUAUCCUUACUAA